Messenger RNA from Gracilinanus agilis (Agile Gracile Mouse Opossum), 2319 nucleotides. Its product is annotated as disintegrin and metalloproteinase domain-containing protein 18-like. Bases 1 to 2319 code for a protein of 772 amino acids. Gene Ontology annotation, cellular component: plasma membrane. Gene Ontology annotation, molecular function: metalloendopeptidase activity. NCBI's taxonomy places the organism in Eukaryota, Metazoa, Chordata, Mammalia, Didelphimorphia, Didelphidae. The transcript is spliced from 21 exons. The record is from RefSeq and is a predicted model, not a curated record. Gene Ontology annotation, biological process: proteolysis; binding of sperm to zona pellucida; cell adhesion.
AUGUUGCUUCUGCUGAUACUGCUGAAGGGUAUUUUGUAUUCCGCACAAAGUUUUCAACAAAAAUCACUUCACAUCACAAUUCCACAGAAGAUUUGGUCAAAUGCAUCUGAAGAUUCAGUGGAACAACAUGUGGCAUAUAUUGUUACAAUAGAAGGAAAACCACAUACUUUAUAUCUUCAAAAACAAUUAUUUUUACCACAGGAUUUCAUGAUUUAUACAUAUAAUGAACAUGGUAUCUUAAAUUCUUCUUCUUCAAAAGUUAUGAUACAGUGUAAUUACCAUGGACAUGUUGCAGGUUUUCCAAAAUCACUCGUGACACUCAACACCUGUUCUGGACUCAGGGGAUUACUCCAGUUUGAAAAUAUCAGCUAUGGAAUUGAACCCUUGGAGUCUACUGCACGGUUUGAACACUUGGUUUACCAAAUAAAGAAUGAAAAUGCCAAUAUUCCUCUUUUGGAAGAAAGUGAUACAGAAACCUGGUUUAGACAUGCGACUUAUAAAAAUCAUAUAGAAUUAGAAAAAAACACAGUUUCACAUUUAUUGCCCCGAUAUCUGGAAAUGCAUGUUAUUGUGGAUAAAACUUUGUAUGAUCAUCUGGGUUCUGAUAUGUCAGCUGUAACACAGAAACUUGUUCAGGUUAUUGGCCUUGUUAAUACUAUGUUUACCCAGCUCAAAAUGACAGUUGUAUUGUCUUCUUUGGAAAUCUGGUCAGAUAGAAAUAAAAUCUCUACCAUUGGGGAGCCUAAUGAUUUACUAAUCAGGUUUUUGGCAUGGAAGCAAAAGUUUCUUGUUAUAAGGCCCCAUGACAUAGCAUAUUUAUUUGUUUAUAGGAACCAUCCCAACUAUGUUGGGGCAACAUUUCCUGGAAAAAUGUGUAAUAAAAGCUAUUCUGCAGGAAUAAUCAUGUAUCCAAGAACAAUAUCAUUGGAGACACUUUCAGUUAUUCUGGUACAGUUGCUUGGACUUAAUUUGGGAUUAACAUUUGAUGAUGCCAGCCAGUGUCAUUGUUCAGGAGCUGCCUGCAUAAUGAACCCUGCAGCAGUGGAAUCCAGUGGAGUAAAGGUUUUUAGCAGCUGCAGUCUGGAUGACUUUAAAAAGUUUGUUUCAAGGCCUGGGGUUGACUGUCUUCAAAAUCAACCAUAUGUGAAACCAGUUUACAGAGCAACAGCAAUAUGUGGAGAUGGCUUUGUGGAAGGUGAUGAAGAGUGUGAUUGUGGAUCAGAAAAGGAAUUUUCUAGAUGUAAAUUUAAAAAUUGCUGUGUUAAGGAGACAUGUAAAUUGAAACCAUCAGCAAGAUGUGGUUCUGGACCAUGCUGUACAAGCAGUUGUCAGUUUCAGAAGAGAGGUAAAAUAUGUAGGCCUAAAGCAAAUGAAGAAUGUGAUUUUAAUGAUUUUUGCAAUGGAACAUCUCACGAAUGUGUACCUGAUACUUUUGUACGGAAUGGUGAAAAGUGCCGUAAGAAUACUGCCUUUUGUGUUAAUGGAGUAUGUGCUGACAUAAACGACCAGUGUAAAGCUAUAUUUGGAUCAGGUUCCAGAGGUGGUUCUUUUGCAUGUUUUGAAGAAAUGAAUGGCAGAAGUGAUAGAUUUGGAAACUGUGGUGUUAAUAGAGAUUCAUUUAAAGCCUGUCCAUUUGAGGAUCUCUUGUGUGGAAAAUUAGUUUGUACAUGGCCAAAGAAAUCAUUGUUCUUCCAAAGAGAUAUAUCUGUGAUUUAUGCACGUGUUUAUGAUGAUGUAUGUGUAUCUAUUGCACAUACUAUUCCAAUACGACCAGGACAAAGAGAUUUUACAUUUGUGAAUGACGGUACUCCAUGUGGUCCUAACAUGGCUUGUUCAAAAUUUUCUUGCGUAGAGUCUCGUUUUUUGAUGGAAGGAAGUUGUAAUGCCACUGAAAAGUGUCAUGGAAAAGGACGUUGCAAUAAUUUUGACUCCUGUCAUUGUAAUACUCACUACUCACCACCAGAUUGCAAGAAAAUGGUUUUCAUGUCAGGGGGAAGUUAUGAAGAUGGGCAUUUAGCAAAGCCUGAUGUACUCAGGUCUCGAAGUUAUAUUGCUUCUAAAAAGAACUGGCUUAUUCUUGGCUUCUACAUUUCUCUACCCUUUCUCAUCAUUAUUGUCAUUAUUAUUUUAAAUUGGGAUAAAAUGAAAGAAUUAUGUAGAGAAGAAACGCAAAGUGAAGGGUCUUUAUCAGGAGAGAGCAGCAUGUCAUAUAGUACAAGUUUACCCAAUGGUCUGAGUGCUGAGAGCUCUGAGAGCCCCCUCCCUAUGCUGCUACACUGGGUAGCUUUGGGCAUCACCUGCAACUUGGGCCUGAAGUAG